Messenger RNA from Hyaloperonospora brassicae, 591 nucleotides. The record is from the annotation of a GenBank genome assembly. NCBI's taxonomy places the organism in Eukaryota, Oomycota, Peronosporomycetes, Peronosporales, Peronosporaceae.
AUGUAUCCUCCGCGGCCUCUGGUGCCGUUCUUGACCCUCGUCGCUGUCUCGUUGACCGUUGUCGAGUCGCUGCACACGAACAACGUGCAGCCGCUACCUCUGAACACGACGCAGCGGCCGGUGGCGCAGCGUACUGUAAAGUACUACGCGUACGUCGUGAGUGAUGGCGGCGACUGCUCGUUCUUUGGCAACGCAGUGCCCAUGUGCGCCAGGGCAAAGUCUGUGUGUCGGAUGGCGCCCGGACAGGAGGCGUUUGCGAUGGAGCCGUCUUGUUUGGCCUACGACCCGAGCAACAUGGCGGACAAUCCGUACGCGAUUGAGGAGACGGCGAGUGCACCGUGGAAAGGCUGCACACUGACAGCAGAGCUGAGUCGAAAGAUGGGGGACCCGCCAGUGUGUCAGCGCGAGUUCCAGUGCCAGUGUCUGCAGGGAGCGGCUGGGGGCUGCAUCUGCGCUCCUGCCGACAUGGUCGAUGAUGCCCACGGAGCGUCAACAUGUGGAGGCAGAGGUGCAAGUUGUCCUGCGGACGAGUACUGCCACUACGUCCAAGCAGGGGGGCAACAGUGCGGGAAGAAGCCCUACUUUCUGUAA